This is a messenger RNA of Vitrella brassicaformis, 1095 nucleotides long. The record is from the annotation of a GenBank genome assembly. Lineage: Eukaryota; Vitrellaceae.
ACGAAAAAUUUGAGCGCGUCGAAAAACACGAAGUGGACGCCGUCGUUGACAAGAGGAAUCACCAGGGCAAGGUGCAAUACAAGCUGAAAUGGCGUUGGUGGCCGCUCUCGUAUGCAACCUGGGAAAACGAAGAGAACCUCACGUGUGAUGAUCGCGUGCAGGAUUACGAGAAUCGUGUGUGUGAUGUCGACCUGCGUUACGACGAUGCGCUGCUCCCGUCGUUGGAUGACAUCGUGCGUGUCAGGCAGUGCGCAGACCCAAAUCGCGAGCACGUCGUUAAGGUCACGCAGCUUGAUGAGGGCGGCAUCAAACUCAAAUUCCUCGCCGAACCUACACGCACAAAGAGACUGAAGAAAAAGGGCAUCGUUGGGACGACACAACGAGUGACCUUAAAGAGCUUCCUGAAGUUCUACCAGUGGGAGAGAGAGAGGAAUUGGCGUGAGGAGCCGCCGAAUGAGAGAAGUGACGUGGAGAAGCGAAACAAACCCUGAGGAGCGACAGGCACACGUGUGCAAGUGCGCGUGAGUGCGUGCAUUUGUGUCCGAUGAACACGACUGACCUGGAUGGCGGAAGCGACUGACAGAUCCUGGAACGCGAAGAGGAUGGGAUGACAGUGGAUGGGAUGAACAUUACGUACCUGUAUUUUGGUCCCUUUGGUUACGACGCUGAAUCGCUGGAGAUCUCAGCCCAAUUCAGACAUGGCAGAGCGCCACACAAGGCCUGUGUGCAGCGAUAGGAGAGAGCCAUGGGGAGAGAGCGCGGAAGGAAGCGCCUGUAUCAUAGCGAAGCGAGGGAGUGGACGAAUUAAGGGAAAGCAGAUCUGGUCUGCUUGUACAACAGGAGAGCUGAUCUCAUCUGCCUGGACAUCUACCGACUUUGGAUCUGAGCUCGCAACUUCCGCUCCAGGGGAUUGAACUCACUUUCCGCGGCUCAAACGGUGGGUGACAAGGUGAAGCUGUACAGGGAGAAGGGUCUGAAGGCCUUGAAAGGUCCCCCGUGUCGAUAGUAGCCCCUCCGAUGAGUCUGACCCCGCUCAUCACAAGAUUUGUCUCCCGCGAGGCCCAAGGGCCCGACUGUCUGUGCAGUGGCUAUCUU